AUGGAGAUUCCAUACAGAAAGAUUGCGAUUUACGUUUUAACUUUCGUAGCCUAUGCAUAUACUGGCAUGGGCUCUAGUAUGUUAAGGAAUUUAAAAGAUGCAGUACUAUCGGCUGAGUCAGUUUUCGGAGAUAUGUUUAAGAAUGUUAUAACAGUAGCUGAAAAAUUCAAGUCGUUGCAUGAAGUUUUUGAUGCAGCAGUAGAAGAGGAAUGCAUAUUUAAUUGCCCUGAAGGAUCUAGACCAGUGCGCAAUAGAAACCACAUCCCUAAAUCAGAUGGCUGUGGAUCUCUUGGCUUUGAAAUUGCAUCAGAAUACUUGCCAUUAGAAGAAAUGACUAAGUGCUGUGAUAGUCACGAUAUUUGCUAUGACACAUGUAAUAGUGGUAAAGAAACCUGUGAUUUGGAUUUUAAGAGGUGCCUCUAUAACUACUGUGACAGUUACAAAACUGUUAAUGUUGCGGGGGACACAAUUACUAAAGGUUGCAAAGCUGCAGCAAAGUUGUUGUUUACGGGAACACUAACACUCGGUUGUAAAUCAUAUCUUGAUGCUCAGAAAAAUGCCUGCUAUUGUCCCCCAGCUAAAAACAAUAAAUAUAAGAAGUAUCCUGGAAGUGGGGACUUAUAA
Messenger RNA from Spodoptera littoralis (African cotton leafworm), 624 nucleotides. Lineage: Eukaryota; Metazoa; Arthropoda; Insecta; Lepidoptera; Noctuidae. The record is from the annotation of a GenBank genome assembly.